GGGGGGGAAAGAGAGGGAGGUGGGAGGAGAGAAAAGGGAAAAAAAGAAAAAGAUGUUGCCACUACCUGGGAUGGAUAAGCAGUGCCCAAGAGAUAGGAACCGGGAUGUGGUGGAGGAGGAGGAGGAGGGGAGGGGAGGAGGAGAGGAGGAGAGGAGAAAAAGAGGAACGAGGGAGGAGGAACGGGAACGAGCAGGUAGCAGAAGGUGGUCCAAGACAAGAGACAGACAGAUGCCAGUCCGUGUUGCUACUGCUGCUUGGGAGGGAAAGGGAAGGGGAAGGGAGCGAAGGGAAGGGAACGCCCGCCAGAACGGCACGCAGGAAAAGCCGGGAGCACCGCGACCGCCUAGUCGGGUCUGGUCUGGUCUGGUCUGGUCGGCCUGGUCUGCCUGCCCUUUCCGCGAGAAACCCACUCACUCUCCUUCACUCAGGAAAAGGACCAAAGCACUAAAGCACUAAAGCACUAAAGCACCGAGGGAAGGAUGUCCUGCACGGCACUGGAUAGAUCGGCUGCCAAAUGUGAUCGAGAGGGCCGCCCGAUGCACACCGUCGUCACCAACAAUGACCCGGUCCGAUGCAAGUCAACGGCAGUG
Molecule: messenger RNA, 591 nt
Organism: Aspergillus heteromorphus CBS 117.55
Lineage: Eukaryota; Fungi; Ascomycota; Eurotiomycetes; Eurotiales; Aspergillaceae
Exons: 1
Coding region: 53-457 (134 amino acids)
Source: RefSeq, a predicted model, not a curated record